AUGAGUGUCGAGGAUUUGGGGAUCGCCCCUCAUCUGAUGCCCAUCUAUGAGGGACUUUACAGAGAGAUGAAUGUACAUGGUCAUCCGACAGUAGCCGCUGGUGAUGCAGCUUCAUAUCUCCGGGGAUCGAGCUUACCCGUGCAAUCACUCGGACAAAUUUGGGAAAUUGCUGAUUAUGCAAAGCGAGGAGCGUUGGAUAAGAGGGGAGCUUUCAUCGCUUUUAAAUUGGUCGCCGCUGCGCAACAAGGCCAUCCUAUCGUGCCGGCUUCUGUGGGAAUCCCAGGCUUAAAUGCACCAAUGCUUGGCUCAAGGACGAAUACUCCUGCGCUAUCCGCUGACCCCGGCAGUCUGCAGGCUUCUCCAUCAAGACCGAGUGGAACCCUGCCCCGAUCCCCGUCCGGAGGUGGACAAACCGAGACUUGGGGAAUUCAGCCGAACGAUCAAUCCAAAUACGACUCAAUCUUUGAGUCGCUUGGACCAGAAAAUGGGAAAUUGUCGGGAAACAAAGUUCGACCCGUUUUGUUGAACUCUGGUCUAGCUCCGAAUGUGCUCGCGAAAAUUUGGGAGCUGGCUGACCAGGAUAAAGACGGACAACUGGAUCGGGUGGAGAUGAGUGUCGCCCUGCAUCUCGUUUACAGAGCCCUUCAAAACGAGUCCGUCCCAAAUAUGCUCCCGAAUUCUCUCAUCCAUCCGACAAAAGCGGCUCUCUCGAGACGAACCUCUGUCGCAUCGCAUCACUCGGCACAAGAUCAAUAUUCGACACAAAUGAUUGGUCGCAAUCGAACGGCUUCUUUGGCUUCAUUGGACGAGGUCGGCUUCCCGGGAGCUCAUGGAGUUCAAGAUCCACAAAGAAGCUUUUCCGUUCAACCACCAUAUGGAAGACAUGGAUCAGUGAGCGGUACUCCGAUCCCUUCACAGGAAUGGCCCGUCGACGUGGCCGAAGCAACGGCGAUUUUCCAUCGAUGUGACACGAAUAAGGAUGGAUUGGUGUCCGGUGUUGAUGUAAUGGGCGAAUUCCUUCGAUCCGGCCUCUCACAGCCGACCCUUGCCCAUAUUUGGGGUCUUGCCGACACGCAUGCUAAUGGAAUGCUCAAUCCUGAGCAGUUUGCCCUAGCCAUGCAUCUGGUGUCGAUGGCUCGUUCGGGACAAGACUUGCCGUCCACUUUGCCCCCGCAUCUCAUGCCGCCAUCGAUGAGACAAUUGCAUCUUCCAAAUGACACCGAACCGGCGCCAACUCUUCCCACCUCAACCUCGCAGCAUCUCGCCUUUGCCGCUCAAUCUGAUAACCCUGAGGUAAAAAAGCUGGCUGAAGAAAUGGAGGCGCUUGUCGGCGAGAAACGCGAGGCUGAGGCGAAAAUCACCCAACUCGAGGCUGAUAUGACCGUAAAGAACAGUGAGAUUCGGAAUUUACAGAUUGAGCUGACCACUUUGGAGAAUACGGUUAAACAAUUGGAACGUCAAAAGAUCGAGGCUGGGAAAAGGCUUGGUGAUCUUGACACGCAAAUUCAGCAGCUUGACGAGCAAUGUCGGGUGCAGAAGGAGAAAGUUGAUGAGGGCCAAAACCGACUCGAGAAGCUGAAAGAAGAGACGGAGAAUGGAGCCGCGAAUGCGCAGAGAAACACGGAAACGCUGGCCCAGGCUCGAGCCGAAGUCAUCCAAUUGGAGAACGAGGCGCGCGCUCUAGCCGGACAGCUUCAAUCGGAGAAAGCGACCAUGGAGAGGGCUGUCACGCAGAUUACUACGCUUGAACGCGAGAGCGACUCGUCCGGACGCAUCCAAGCGCAGAUGGAGGACGAGAAGCAGAAAAUUAUCGAAGCCACAGAAAAACUUAAGAAAGUUCUCGAGAGCGAGAAUCCGGAGGAAUCGCUGGCCACUCAACCCGAGCUCUUUGCUAACUUCAAAACGCCAGACAUGUUCAACGAGGCUGCAUUUACCACCCCGUCCACUUCAGUUGUCCCACCACGACCUGCAAUGCCAAAUGGAAACGAUCCAUUCGCGGGAAGAGACCCGUUCGCGUCGGCUGGAGCCGCUCAAUCGAUGACCGGCUUUGGGAGUGAUCCGUUUGGAGCCGCCCCCGGUGGAGCCCCUGGUCGCCCGGCACCACCUCGGCCUGCUCCACCCCGAGCUAGCCCUGCACCCGCCUCGCAACACGGCUUUGCCGCUGAUCCUUUCGCUGGACAGGAUCCAUUCGGCGGAGCGCAACACGCCGCUGGUGGUGCUGGUUUCGCCGAUUUCUCCAACUUCAAC
Messenger RNA from Mesorhabditis belari, 2247 nucleotides. Lineage: Eukaryota; Metazoa; Nematoda; Chromadorea; Rhabditida; Rhabditidae. The record is from the annotation of a GenBank genome assembly.